AUGGCUCAAGAUGUAUCCUGUCAACUAUGCUUGAACCAAACUUCACGACAAAUUGGACAACAGGGACCGAGAUUUCACUGCACAAAAUGUAUGGGCAAUUCAGUCGUGCAUCAGCCAACCGAAUUGUACUGCGAACUGUGUUUACGACAUGUUGCACGUCGAAUAGCUGAUGCUAUCAAGUACGAUGAUGUCGAUCCACUCAAGACGGCAAGGUCGGACUUUUGGAUCCGCGUUGAACUCAAAUACCGCAAAGAGUAUGGUCUUUUUGUCACUCUGGAUGAUCUAGAUGGAAAGGCAUCCACGCUCGGUCAGCCCAGCCGCCUCUUCAGUGUUGAGACGGUUCCAGAACAAGACUCAGAUCAUACCAAGCUUGAGACAAGCGAAACUACGCAGAAACACGGCAUUCUCCCAGACUGUAAGCCACCAGACCUGGACAACUCUUCGUUACGUGCUGUUCAACAGAUGAAGUUAUGGCUUGAGGCAUGUAAUGCUCAUGGCUGCUGCCCGGUGUCAACUGGCUUUCUACCGACUCGACUGAUCGAGAUUGUGUCGACCCAGGGUGGGGCGCGACUUCGACUUGUGGAAACUAAGCAUACAACAACUCCAAGUAUAAACUACGCAGCCUUGACUUACUGUUGGGGAGGACCCCAGCCUGCACAGACAGUGAUGGCAAACCUGCGCAAGCGACUGGAAGCAUUGGAGGAGUCGGAGCUACCCGCCACUAUACGCGAUGCUAUUGCCGUAUGCCGCCAUCUAGGCAUCAUGUUCUUAUGGGUCGAUUCGCUGUGCAUCAACCAGGAUCUCAAGGAGGAGAAGCACACAGAGAUUUCCAUGAUGGACAGGGUCUAUGCGAAUGCUUAUCUGACCAUUUCGGCCUCGAGGGCUGCUGCAGCCGUCGAGGGGUUCCUUGGGUUGCCCAAGACAGAUUGGAAAGUGCCCAGCCGGUGGUGGAGAAAGGAUAACAUACCCGAGAACCCGCCAGACGCGGUAGCAGUCUCGGGUCUGCAAGUGGAUCUCGAUCUGCAUGACCAAGGCGAAUACGUCGGUACGAUAAAGCUUCGCGAAACGAGGUUCGACACUGCCGAAUGGGUCCCGAUAUUGCAACGAGCAUGGGCGUAUCAAGAGAAGGCGCUUUCCCGCCGCAUUCUCAGUUUUGGAUAUCAGAUCGAAUGGACGUGUCGGAAGGGAUACCAGAUCGAUACAGGCUACGGCUCCGUCUCCAGCAAUCCCGAGAGUCCGGACGAAAUUUCCUUGAUCUGGAGACCCAUAGGUCAUCUCCUCAAUCCUACUUCCAUGGCACUUAAUACAGAUCAGUUUGAGAAGCCGGAUGAGGCACGGACUCCCGGGAACAUCAAUAUUACGUUGCUGGAUCUCAAUGUUGACCCGGCCCAGAGUAUGGGGCUCUGGAAUGCGAUUGUGCACCAAUAUGCCUCCAGGCAACUCUCCUUCGAACAGGACCGUUUACCUGCGCUAGCAGGGCUGGCCACACGGUUCGCGAUGAUCGAUACAGAGGAUGAAUACAUGGCGGGAUUGUGGAAGUCGCACUUUCCAAACUGUUUGCUUUGGGGAGAGAUCCCAAAGGGCAUGCUCGAGACCUGUGGUGCCGGCCCCUCUCGCCAUACAGCAGACAACCCCCUUGAUGGAAAGUGCCGUGAGACCGGGCUCUCUCCCAGAUGGGUAGGUCCUACUUGGAGCUGGAUCUCGCUACCCCUUCCAAAGGGCCUCGCAUUCUUCGGGUACGGUAAGCGAGGAGAGCCUAUAACGAAGCUUAUAUGCUACACAGCGAGGCGUCCGCAAGGAGCCUCUCCGUAUGGACAACUUGAGGGAGCGAGCCUGUCGGUAUUGGGCCGGCUGGGAAAGACAACAUGCCGAUGGAUGAUACCCAAGAAAAGCAAUUCGGACUGGUAUGAGUAUACAUUCAGCCGUCGUGGUCUGAUUCCCAUCCGACUGAGGUACGGACCCGAGGGCUUCCUUGAUGAAGAUAUGUUUCCAGAAUGUGUGCGUUCCGCCAUCCCGAGCGAAGGUAUGAACGGCCACACGCACAUACUAAUGGGUUUUGACACCAAACUCAACAUCGUCCUAGACCAGCACAAGAUGUACGAGACAACUCGCCUCAUAGAGCCUGCUGCGCAGGAUAGCAGCGAGGGCGGCCCGCUUCAAAAGUACGUCCACAUGACCAGCCCCGUGUGGCUACUUCCCCUGACAGAGAUGGUUAUUUCACCAGAAGAAGACGGGGAGGGUCAGGUUGAAUCCGACACUCAGGUCAGGUCGUGGAUUAGAGGACUUGUUUUGAUGCCCAAAGAAGUCAAUUCUUUUCAACGAAUCGGCCAUUUCGAGGGAAAGAAUCUAUUUAGCCGGGAAGAUAUCAUAUGGAACGACAGUGGAACUAUCCGUAUAAUCUGA
Thyridium curvatum is the source of this 2403-nucleotide messenger RNA. RefSeq lists its product as uncharacterized. The coding region runs from base 1 to 2403 and encodes 800 amino acids. The record is from RefSeq and is a predicted model, not a curated record. The transcript has a single exon. NCBI's taxonomy places the organism in Eukaryota, Fungi, Ascomycota, Sordariomycetes, Thyridiales, Thyridiaceae.